Aphis gossypii (cotton aphid) is the source of this 4950-nucleotide messenger RNA. RefSeq lists its product as uncharacterized. The coding region runs from base 220 to 2964 and encodes 914 amino acids. The transcript has 8 exons. The record is from RefSeq and is a predicted model, not a curated record. NCBI's taxonomy places the organism in Eukaryota, Metazoa, Arthropoda, Insecta, Hemiptera, Aphididae.
UAUAAUGAUGAUAACAAUAUUAUAGUACCAUAGCCGAACGCCUGAACGCGCCAUAAUGCCAUAUUGACGAAAGACGAUUGUGUUCUCUUCGUGCAUUACCUCUGUCGGUGAUUGUCAAACCCAUUUUUUUCAAUUUUUUCCUCGCCCCAUUCGGCUUUUGCGUGUUCGCACCAGUUGCGGAGACCAAAGGGCAACGAUAGUACACCGGCACCGAACGCUAUGGAGUCCAGUGAAAAUGUCCGUUUCAUUUUCGGCUUGCUGGACGAUAUAAACGAGCAAAUCAACUCCAGAAAUGCUGCGUUAAUGGGCAUUAAUGAACAAGAUAUUACAAACAUAAUUAAUGAUAAUUUAAAAUCAAAAAAAUAUAAAUUCUCAAAUCAUGGCCAAAGAGUAGUUCAUUUUAUUCUAUAUUUGAACACUAAGUUGGAAAAUUGUAAUUGGGUGAAAGAAGAUGCAUCACUUAACCUCAAACGAUAUGUACAUGGCAGCCCUCUCCCUAGUUCCAUUUACUUUAUAAUUGUUAAUGUAUUGGAUUUAAAGCCAUUUAUAUUUGAAACUAUAAUGUAUACUCCUUACAGUUUUUGUAGCGAUUUAAUUGAAUUUUAUUUAAAUGGAAUAAAAGAUAUGGAUGGACUUUCACAGCUAGUUGCUACUGAAAACCUAAUUAUUGCUCUAAUGAAAUCAGUUAGACGUGCACCAGUAAGAUCUAAUUCAGAAGGUUCUGUAGCCAGUCAUUUCAAUCAAGCCAUGCUAGUAUUCAGUAAGGAUAAUUUACCUCAUGAUAUGAGAAGACUUAAUUUCUCAGACGAGCAAAAAGAAAUAACAAAGUAUAAUGGAUUUCGGGUGAAAAGCAUAUUUAACAUUUUAAUAGAAAUGAUUAAAUUCAAAAGUAUACCUGAUACUUACAGGAUGUAUCCUAUGUAUAAAUUAAAAUCAUUACGUUCUUCAGUUCCGUCAACAGAUACUGGUCAUAUUAUGUUUAAAAAAUUUUUUGAUGUACUUAUGUAUAAGUGUAUGAAUAUGUGCAAUUUCAGCAUUGAUACUUGGCUUUCUUGGUAUGAAGUGGAAGUUAUUGAAGAUGACACUAAUCUACAAGCAGCUAUUGGACAUCUAUGCUAUGAAUUAUGUAGUUUGAUAGAUAAUGGAAUUAUUAAUGAACCUUUAUUAAAAGAGUUCCAUCCAAUUCUACGUAACAUAGCCAUAGAAAAGAUUGAUUUUAGUAAUAUUGAUAUUACUGAUAUUGAUGCAAUGACUAUACGUGUAGAUAAUUCUUCUAAAUUUCAUCUCAAUGGUUGGAUAAAAAAAAUGAUAGAAAACAAAAAUGUUUUUGUUCAUGACCGUGCUAUUCAAGUAAUGUACAAUCACAUAAGCGGUGUUGAUUACAAUUGCUUUAAGGCUAUCGUUGAUAAUGUUAUGGCUUUUUGUAAAACUGGAGGCAUAGUGUCCGAAGCUCUGGGAAAAGUAAUAUUUAAAGGAAUCAAACACUUGGAUCUAGAAGAUAAAUUGACUAUUCUCAGACAUGUUGUUGUGAACCAUAUUGAUAAUCCUUUUUUUGUAUCAAAUGAAUUUGAUGAAAAAUUACGUUAUGUUGCCCACAAUGAGUAUAGUAAUAAUAUUAAUCAUCAAGAAUUAUUGUCCAUUUCAAUUUGGCUAACGAUACAACAACCAAAAAAAAUGUUUAAUAUAUUAAUAAAGCAGUAUAUAACCGGUAUUUGUGGAUUAAACCCUAAAGAUAUAGAUUCUAAUAGAUCAUGUUUAUACCAAAUGUUGCUUAGUCUUCAUUUAGACAUGGAUACUGGUUAUAUUUAUCAAGAAUAUAAGAACUUGAUGUUAGAAUAUCCAAAUUUACCACCAUCUGCACGUGAGCCCUUUCAUAAUUGCAUUUUAGGAUUUAUCCAGAAGCUGUAUUUUAUAAAAACAAAGCCAUUUCUUACAUACGUCAUGUUACCUCUCCUAAACCCUUCGCCAAAUUUUGAAUAUUUAAAAUAUUUGAUAAAUUUAACUAAAAUACUUGUGGAUGACUUUCAAACUAUUGAAGAUUGCCACUUAGAAAUCUGGGAUAAAUUACUUGCACAGUUGGCUAAAAUAAUGGAUGAUGUACGUUGGAAUAUUCAUAAUUAUUCAUCUAUUAAAGUUGAUGUAUGUGAAUCGAUCAUUGUAACUAUUCAGCCUAUUCUUAUCUAUAAUACACACUACGGGGGAAAUACAUUAGGUAAUAGUAAUCUAAUUAAAUCAGCACACUUGGAAAAUAUCAAACAAGAAUUAUCAAGUUUACAUUUGAUGACUCGUUCUCAUUUCUUACGUUUGUGGACAUCUGAAUAUAUUACAAUAGAUGGAAUGGAUGAACAAUUAAUUAUGACCGUUCAUUCACAGAGUCAUAUUUCAUACUCUAAUUUAAAUAGAUCAUCAACUCAAAGAGCCCAAGAAGAAUUUAUUUUUAGCAUUGCAACAUUUAUGCCAAAGUUCACACCACAUGAAAUAAGGAAUUUCAUAGCAAAUUAUUUAAGUUCAGCCAAACCUCCAGACUUUGUUGAGGCAUCAUUUUACUUGUUGGAUUGUGUGAUGAAUGCUGUAAUGAGAAUUAUUGUUUACUUGAAAACUGCUGUUCAAAAUAAACCUUGCAAUAAUCAAUGUGAGUGGGACUAUAUACAACGUGUUGUGUUUGACUUUUUUAAUGCUGCAAAUGAGUCAAGCAUGUGUUGUAUAUAUGAAGAAGAAUAUAACGCUAGCUUCAUAAUCAACAGUGUGACUAAAAUUACAAUGGUAAUAAAAUUGCUUGGCGAUAAAAAAAUAGACUGUUUAGUACCAAUGUUACAUCGCUUAAUUUAUGUAUCAAAAGCACGAAUGAACGCUGAAGAAAUUUCAAAUGUUUUGUCUGUGUUAGCUUCUAUAAAAGUUACUUAUUAUACAAAUGCCGUGAACCCUAUAAUAAGACAAUUAAUGAGUGAUAUUUUACUAAAAUAAUCAUUAGAUCAAGAUUAAGACUUGUACACUUAAAUAAUAUUUCAUUUUUGGUACUCUUUUAAAUAUAAACAUACAUUAUGAAUGAGUAAAGAUGUUCUAGUAUUUUUAUUUUGAAUGUUAUAUUUCAAUUAUUCUUCCAAACAUUCAUUGUUUCACAGGUUAGUUAAUUAUUAAUAUUUUGAAUUAAUAAUUUGUUUUCCUAAUUAGAUCUCAUUGAAAAAAUAACUAAUAAGGGUUGGCAAUGAGCUAGGUUAUUAUUAUAAUUAAUAUAAUAUCAAUAAAUGAAAAGUUACAAUGUUAAAAAAUAUGUGUGUCUUAUAUUCUUAGCUAGAUAUAUAAUUUAAAAUGUUGGAAUACAACUUUUAUAAAAUCAUCAUUUUUAAAUAUUUUAAUUAUGUAUGAGAUUAUUUUAAAGUAAUUCCAUUAAAUAUGUAAGAAUUUUGUUUAUCAUUAUGUAUAAUUCAUUUUAUUUAUACACACAUAUAUACCAAAAAGUAUAUUAUAUUUUAAUGUGCUUUGACUGAUUAUUGUCAUUAAUACCUUUAUAUUUUUAUUUAUCAUAUUUUUACAUUUUUACGUUUUUGUAUAAUAUUGAAUUAUUUGGUAUUUCUUUUGUUGUGUUAUAAAUUGUUUGUUUAAAGUUCCUAAAUUAUUAUCAGCCGCUUAAAUUUAAUAAAUUACAAUAUGUUAUGUAUUCUAAAUGACUUCAUGAACUAUAUAAAUUACAAAAUAUUUACUGUACAAUUAUUUAUCAAACAUUGAGAUUCUUCUAUUGCUUAUAUUAUGUAUACAAUUGAUAAACUUUAUACUGUGAAAAUGUAUGAAUAACAUAAUUCUCUUGUAUACCUCUAAAUAUUUCAUUGUAAAUUUAUGUAAUAUUAGAAAUAUUCAUUUUAAUCUGUACUUUAUUUUUGAUUCAUUACCAAUUUUUGUAUCAAAUAUUGCUAAUUAGUGUUCUUAGUAUACCGCAUAACUUCAACAUUUAAUUUUUAUAAAAUCUUUUAUUAAUAAAAAAAAAAUAUUUUAUUGAUAUAUUACAUUUUCUCGUGGUCAUAUUUUUAUUAAGCAUCUUAAAUGUAUGAAGAAUGUUUUCAUUUUACUUUCAAUAUUAAAGUAUUUAUUUACUCUUAAAACUUCAUUAUUAUACCAUAGUUUUUUAAUAUGCUUACCAAUUUUAUGAAGUAUAAUUUUAAUAUUAUUAAAUGUAUUAAUUUGCUUAUAAGAUCACAUAUAGCAAUUAGAGAAUAAAUUGUUAUAAACAAUAUGAAUUUAUAUGCUAUAUUUCAAGAUAAGAAUAAUUUAUCUUCAUCAAAAUUGUAUAAAUGAUUAUUUUAUAUUAACCAAGUAAGAAAAAUACAUUAAGUUUAUUUGUAAUAGUAAUUAUUAAAAUAAAAACUAUACUAUAAUUAUGUAUUCUUUAAAAAGUUGUAUAAAUUAGAUAUAAGAUAAAUAAUAAUAAGUAAUACAGUAGAGUCUCACUAAUCCGGACAUCUGGACAAUUUGUAUUUUGUACUUUAGUACUCUUGUAUAAUGUAUAUAUUCGAGAAUACCUGAAUACCCAUUAUAAAGAUAUUAUUGUUUCGAUUAAUAAUAAUAAUUUAUAAUGUACAAUUGUAAAUCAAUAAAUUUUGAAUUUGUAUAAAUACAUAAGGUGUUUUUUGAAAAAUACGUAUUAGCAAGUUAAAAAAAAUGCCAUUCUGUUUCAUCCGGAUUUUCGAUAACUCGGAUAGUGUCUGGUCCCAUUAAGUCAGGAUUAGCGAGACUAUUGUAAAUAUUAUGUAUUAUGAUUUAUGGUUAAUAAACAGCAGUUAUUGUUUUGUAUGCACUGGUGCAUCAAUUCUUAAGGUAUUGUGGUACAUAAUACGCUGAUUGCUGGUUAUAACAAAAAUAUAAAAUGUACUGACAUAGAAUUUUGUUAGUUUCAAAUUAAUGAAAUACUUUCCUAAUUAUAUCACAUUAAACAAUCUUAUUCUUAUUUUAAAAAUA